Molecule: messenger RNA, 3182 nt
Organism: Schistocerca piceifrons (Central American locust)
Lineage: Eukaryota; Metazoa; Arthropoda; Insecta; Orthoptera; Acrididae
Gene: su(f)
Product: protein suppressor of forked
Exons: 15
Coding region: 133-2313 (726 amino acids)
Biological process (GO): mRNA 3'-end processing
Cellular component (GO): nucleus
Molecular function (GO): protein binding; mRNA binding
Source: RefSeq, a predicted model, not a curated record
GUGGAAGUGGGGGAGGGAAGCUAUGUGUGUUGGUUGCGUUGAUACGGUUACGGUAGUUGUUAGGGAGUGGGGCUACAUUUCUUCCGUGAGAAAUUAAGUGGUUUAUAAUUAUUUUCUUUGUAGGCAUUCACCAUGAAUCACAACGUAUCAGAAGGAAAACUAGAGUUGGAAUGGGGAAACGAGAAACUGCAAAAGGCGCAGAAGCAGAUCGAAGAAAAUCCGUUCGACCUAGAGGCAUGGAGUCUCCUUAUCCGCGAAGCUCAGACCAAGUGGAUUGGAGAAAUGCGUCCUCUGUUUGAGAAACUAGUCACGACGUUUCCCAGUGCUGGAAGAUACUGGAAGAUUUAUAUAGAACAAGAGAUGAAGGCAAGAAAUUAUGAGAAAGUAGAAAAGCUAUUCCAAAGGUGUCUUAUGAAGGUCCUUAACAUAGAAUUAUGGAAGUUGUACCUGUCCUAUGUGAAAGAAACAAAGAAUACUCUCCCAACUUACAAAGAGAAGAUGGCACAAGCAUAUGAUUUUGCACUGGAAAAAAUAGGAAUGGAUAUACAAUCUUAUUCUAUAUGGAACGAUUAUGUGAAUUUCUUGAAGAGUGUUGAGGCUGUGGGGUCAUAUGCUGAAAAUCAGAAAAUCAGUGCUGUAAGAAAGGUUUAUCAGAGAGGGGUAAUAAAUCCUAUGGUGAAUAUUGAACAGUUGUGGAAGGACUAUAUUAACUUUGAACAGAACAUUAAUCCAAUCAUCGCAGAAAAGAUGUCUAUGGAACGUAGUCGUGACUAUAUGAAUGCUCGUCGUGUAGCGAAAGAAUUUGAAGCGGUGACGAGAGGUCUAAAUAGGAACAGCCCUAGCAUACCUCCAAUGGGCCAUCCAGAAGAGUUGAAGCAGGUUGACCUCUGGAAGAAGUACAUUGCAUGGGAAAAAUCAAACCCUUUGCGAACUGAGGAUACUACUUUGAUUACAAGGCGUGUUAUGUUUGCUUUUGAACAAUGUCUUUUGUGUUUAGGACAUCAUCCUGAUAUCUGGUAUGAGGCCGCACAGUUUCUUGAGCAGAGCUCAAAGCUUCUAACAGAGAAAGGGGAUGUUACAGCAGCAAAACUGUUCAGUGAUGAAGCUGCUGCAGUAUAUGAGAGGGCAACAGCUUCUUUGUUGAAAAAGAACAUGUUACUCUAUUUUGCUUAUGCCGAUUUCGAAGAAGGAAGACUAAAAUAUGAGAAGGUGCAUCAAAUCUAUGGUCGUUUUCUUGAGAUUCCUGACAUUGAUCCAACACUGGCCUAUGUGCAGUACAUGAAGUUUGCUCGACGUGCUGAAGGAAUAAAAUCUGCUCGCACAGUGUUCAAGAGAGCGAGGGAAGAUUCACGCUCUAGGUUCCACGUUUUUGUAGCUGCUGCAUUGAUGGAAUAUUAUUGCAGCAAGGACAAGAAUAUUGCUUUCAGAAUAUUUGAACUAGGCCUAAAGAAGUUUUCGGAUAACCCUGAUUAUAUACUGUGCUAUAUUGACUAUCUUUCCCACUUAAAUGAGGAUAACAACACAAGAGUUCUAUUUGAAAGAGUACUGUCAUCUGGUAGCUUAGAGCCUGAAAAGAGUGUUGAAAUCUGGAAUCGUUUUCUUGAAUUUGAAUCAAAUAUUGGAGACCUCGCAAGUAUUGUUAAAGUUGAAAAGAGGCGAAGUGCUGUUCUCAGUCAGAUAAAAGAAUUUCAAGGAAAGGAAACAGCUCAGCUGGUGGAUAGAUACAAAUUCCUUGAUUUGUAUCCAUGUACUCCAGGUGAACUAAAAGCAAUAGGAUAUAAUGAAGUUGCGAGCACAGCAUCAAGAGCGUUUCACCCUCUGGCUGCCUGCUCAGCUUUAGAUGAAGACGAAGCUGCCAAAGUUCCUCGGCCAGAUGUCUCACAGAUGAUACCUUACAAACCUAAAGCUAAUACCAUACCUGGUGAUCAUCCUGUACCUGGUGGUGUAUUCCCGAUCCCUCCAGCAGCUGCACAGCUGUGCACCUUACUUCCACCACCGGGGUGCUUUCGGGGGCCAUUUGUUGCUGUUGAUUUGUUAUUGGAGGUCUUCAACAAGAUACAGCUGCCUGACAACCCUCCCCCUCCUAUAGCAGAUAAUGGAUGUGAUACAAAACUUUUUGAUCUAGCAAAAUCGGUGCACUGGAUUGUUGAUGAGAACUCUGAGGGCUCAAUCUCCUUAGGUAACCUGUAUACCAACAAGAGACGCCGAAGGCUAGGAGCUGCAGGUGGAGAUGAUAGUGAGGACGAUGAUAUGACUGGUGCGCCACCAGUGAAUGAUAUAUAUCGUGCCCGCCAACAGAAACGAGUUAAAUGACAUCAGGCACCUUCGUAUUUAUUGGACAUUGACGAAUGAUCCAUGUGGAUAUGAGCAAUGCGAAACAGUUCUGGUUCAACAGCGCACCUGAUAAUGACCGUGCUAUUCAGAAAAUUUCAUACUGAACACAACUUUAUCAAGUAAUAUGACUGUAAACCGACUUAUGAGUCGAACAAGGUACUGUUCUUACCCAUAAUAUUGUACCAUGUGUAACAUUUACACCCUUCAGUUACUAGUUUUGAUGUAAAAACAUGUUGCUUCACAUCGGGAAGCAAUGCAAGUAUAUUGUCUACAAAAACAAAUGUUAUGGUCACAUGUACUUACUUUUAAAACAAGAGAUAAAGAAGGCAGUGCUCAUUAGUUAUAUCAUACUUUCGUUAAUUUCACGUCCAUUCUGAACAAUCAGUAGUAUCAUCUCUUUCAAUAAGUAGGACAUGAAUCAUUCACACAAAACACGUGUAAGAGUUAUGCUAAGAGAUGAAAUGGAUUUUAGCUACUGUAUGAUAGUCCAUUUGUAAUUUUACAAAAGAACUGUAAAAUAUAUAUAGUUUAUAGAAAUAUUUUAUGACCUUUUGGCUUGAAGUCGUGUCCGUUUUAUGUUAAUAGAAUGUGUGUUUCCAGUAAGUUCACCAUUUUGUGAUGAUCAGAGGUCUAGGUGCUUGAAAAGUGCAUUUCAGUAUGUUGUGACAGUAUUUGAAACUAUAGAUAUUUCAGUUCUCAUAAGUCGCGUUGCUCUGUAAAUUUUGGAUGAAUAAGAAUGUCUGAAAAGUACAAGAAGAAUUUGUAGUACAAUAAGCCUUUUUAUUUUAAAAUAUUGUUGACUCGUUUUGAUACUUGUAUAUAGUUAAUAUCAUAUAAACACAAAAUAA